Ceratina calcarata is the source of this 5990-nucleotide messenger RNA. RefSeq lists its product as uncharacterized. Lineage: Eukaryota; Metazoa; Arthropoda; Insecta; Hymenoptera; Apidae. Bases 2595 to 3224 code for a protein of 209 amino acids. The transcript has 3 exons. The record is from RefSeq and is a predicted model, not a curated record.
CGGUUGUGUAAUUCUUGGCACGCUGUGCACUUCUCGUUGUUCGCUCUGUGUUUCACGUAUCGUACACAACCAAAGUUGCAUUGUACACAGCCGCUGGGAGCAUUAUUUUACUCUAGUCUUAUCUAAAGAUCGUGAAGCGCUUGUGCGUCGGUGCUGGUCGUGUUUUCGUGGUCACGUUUUCGUUCGCAUUCUUCUAGACCCACGUUUGUAUCUUCGAAUAUCGCGGUUGAAAAUUUCAUGUUGAAUAUCAACGACCAGUCGUAAUAAUUUUUACAUAAUAUCAUAGUUGCGAAACAGAGGCAGGUGUGCAUGAGGGAAGCGAUAAAGUUUAAACAUGACGAAUUGUCAUUCGAUCUUCUUAUAUGUAUCUAGAUCUCUUCUCAAUGUAGAAAGCGGUAUAAAAAUAAAUACGAUUUUUCUCGACAAUAUCUGAGUACGUUCUAGAAUCGACUUAUUAUUCCGCCGGUCGCUAGCGUAUAAUUGACAGAUAAUGGAACUGUUCGCGAUAGGAACUUAAUUAAAGGUUCGAGAUGCUUGUUGUUCUCGCGUUGCGUAGGAACAAAAUUUGAUUUCGUCAUCGUUCAGCAGUGUUUCAAGGAAGUUACCUCGAAUAUCAUCUUCGAAUUCUUCUUUCUUAUUUGCAAGGUGUUGCAUUCUUUCCUGGUGGUGACUCAUGGAUUUUCUUCUUCCAACAUCUCGUUGUUUUCGCGAAUGAAUUUGACGUUUCCUAGAAACGCAUUCAUUCAGUGCUAAGGAAAGGAGUCGCGUAAUUGGCGCUUCGUAGUAGGUAGGUAAGUAGUGAUUGUGAUAUGUACUACGUGCCGCGUCACACGGUUUUUCCAUCACAACAUAAUUAAGAAUCUUUGUCACGUGCCAGUUAAGCGUUUCCAAGUUACGAUUUCCUUAAUACGCCCAUUGAUGUUCGAUUAUUAAUGAACAUCCUUACGAUUAAUCAUCAAUUCCCAUCAUAGAAUUCAUUGAUUUAUUAAAGUUUUCCGAGUAAGGAUCAAUUAGAAUAAUUUGAAAAAAUAUGUUUGCUUCGAAGGAACUAGAAGUAGCAAAUUCUCAAUAUAUUCUCGAGUGGGUAUUAAUUUCCCAUUAAGUUUACUUUUUCUCUUCAGGACUAAAAUUUACAACUUGUUUUCUAUGAGGAUCAUCCUUCGCGGUUAAAAAUAGAAAUAGUGUUGUUUAUCCUUCCUAGUUAAACACUACGUGCAUCUAGAUACUUGUAAAACAAUAAUAUAUAAUUAUGUACGAAUUGCAUAAAUCUAUGGUACAUUACAGAACUGACUUAACGAUUGCCACAAGUCGGCAAUAAGACUAUAAGCUACAAUCAAAGUCAUUCAGAUAUGAUGUUGCAGUAAACGUAUCAAUCUUUGAGCUUACAUUUUUUAUCGAAAUUCGAUGAAAUAACAAGUUCGCACCUGCAGUCAUUCAAGGCUCUCAGAAAGUUUUACCUGAGUCACAUUCCAACAAGAAACCCAAUGCAAAAAAUAGAACUUAAAAUCUGUGAUCACCGUUUACCAAAAGAAGCAAAAUUCACGGAACCAUGACUGCGACUCAAAGUUCAAGAAUCCCGGAAACCAGUGUCGAACAACAUCAGCGAAAAAAAGCCGAUGCUAAGUGUAACGAUUAGACUGCAAAUUCUCAUGGGCGCGUCUGCGGCUGAAGACGGCUUUAAAAUAAAGUAUAAGUUUGCAGUUUAAAGAACGAGCUGACACCCAUCAAAAUCCACCGACACCGAAGGGAGAGCCGAGAUCGUAAAAGUCCGAAUUACGAUUGAAAGUCGAAAAGUCUGAAAGAAACCUCGAAGAAACCCGUUUGGAACGGUAGUUUUUGCACACUUGGAGAGUCGGUGUUCGGGAGUAACUGCAAUCCGCGCCGGGAACACGUGUACGACGACGUGGGUACGUGGUGCUCGUAUAAGCUGGUACAGAAAUUGAGAAAGGAGCGACGAGGAUGGUGCGGCGGCGGUGAAGGCGGCAGAAGAGGUGGCGGAGGAGGGGGAGGCGGCCUCGAAGAGAAGAAGAAGAGGAUUUCAAAGCGCGUCGGUAUCGAGAGUGUGCGAGCGAGCUAGGAAACGGGCCGACCCACGACACGACUCGACGCGACGCGACGGGGCGGCUUCGUGGUGGGGUGUCAGCCGCGGCUUAUCUGGCGACUUUAUGUAUAUUACGAUGCCCAAGGCAGGAACACGAGCAGUUCACUGCUGGCUAACUGGUCGGAGAAGUCGGCGAGGCCGAGUCUGAGCCCGGCGGCCCGGUUCAUCCAUAGAAACGUGUUCGAGAGCUAAGCGACGCCGAAAUUAAGAGCGUUCCGACGCGCACGUAUCCCGCACGCGCACACAUUUAAUCCAGAUAAUAUACAUCUAUACACGUGCGCACGUCGAGUGUAUAUUAUACACAAACGUACACAAGGAGAGAGAGAGAACAUCAAACGUUGACCUACCUAUCGGAACAAUUACGGAUACCGCCCUGUGUAUACCGGUCAGGUGUGCGCGAAACCGUAGCCGUGGUGGAAGCUCCAGCCGUUUCGGAGUUUGGCAAGCUGAUCGAGACGCUAUCGGUACUCCUCAGUGAUCACUACGAUUCAGGAUGAUCGUUCUCGCGUGGUCCUUAUUCGUGGUGCUUUCGUUACUCGUCGCGACGAACCAGGCCUUUGUCGCAGCUCCUGCACCAGUUCACGGAGCGUCGAGUUACGAUGUCACUGCGCAACGACGAUUGGAGAGCAACGAGGUGAUUCACAAGGCUAAUAACGACCCUCAGCACCCGGACGAUUCGACAAACGAUGAUCGUGACGACGAGCAGACGGUCUACGUAAUCGAGUUCGAGUCCGAAUCGAACGAGAAAGAAGAAAGUCUGCAGACUAAAGGAGGGAACGCAACCAAUGGCGGAGAUGAAAACCCUUUGGACCCGUGGUCGAUUGUCUGGUACAUCGGUUCGUUUGGCGGACUGGUUGCCUUCUUUCUGAUCGUCAGCUGUUCCGAAUGGUGUUGUCGUCGCGGUGGAAGGCCGCUGACGGUUCCGUACGCCCAACGAACGGAGGUGAUCAGCAGCGGACAAGUGGUGACCGAGACACCUCCGCCACCGUAUCACCUGUUCGCACCGCCGCCGUACGAUUCUGUCAACUACGGCGAAAUCGUGGAUAAGGCAUCCGGCGAAAAGGUGGAUAUCUACGUGAUAUCUGUGCCGAUUCACAGACCUGUGGUCCAGGCUCCAGCCUAGGAUUGCCUGGAGGUGAUCCUCGAGCUGAGGAUACGGCCGAAGUCGAGUUAGAAACGCCACUGAUUCGCGUCAAUAUCAGGUGACAAUCGUUCGUUGUCCGCGAUCCGCAGUGGACAAUAGUACAAAUCGAUGGAGCGCGUGUGUCGUGUCGCUUCUGGAAGAAUCAUCAGAAGACUUACCUGAUCGGUAUUCUCUUGACUGGGAAGCAAUUUUUUGACAAUCGUCUGCGAUUCGUGGAUACGACUCGUCGGGACGAGUCGUGAAUCGUAAGGGAAACGCAGGACGAGCCGACGAGUUGUGUUUGAAAGGAUAUCACGAGUACCGUCAAUAGUACUCGAAGAAGAUUCUUGUUGCUGUGAGAGAAAUAAGCAAUCUUCUCACGAUCAAGGAACAUCGGUCACGGAUAGAAGACGAAUCAAGUGGGAGAAGUACUCGUAGAACGAGGAAAUCCGAGCUGCUUCGAAUCUCUGCGAUGACCGAUAGAAAUCGAAGAUAUCGAGCUUUUAAGAAACCAGAGAACGUUUUAAUACGUUUUUAACGAGUAUUUAAAGGCAAAAUGUCUAUAUACAUAUAUAUCUGAGUGAGCGCGAACAAAGAAAGGAGACGAAGUACGAUUGGACAAUUUUUAGAGAUUAGAUAACAUCUAAUGUAAGCGAGAGAAAAGGAAACGAAGAAUGAAAAUCUUAUCGUAUUACGGCUGGAGUGCAACUGAAGCAAUGUUGUCUGUGAUGAUGUUCGUGACAUGAACUGAAAUUAAUGAACAAAGUUUAAAAGGAACGCGUAACGACGCAGCGAUGUUGAGUUGUGGAAAAUUUUUUUUAUUUAAAAAUAUAAAGGAACGAAUGGAAAAUAACGUGUGAAUGCAAAGCUCGAUAAGGGAGCAAAGAUUAGAAUCGAUCGCAAUCGCUUUAAUGAAUUAUUUAUCCGAUCACUGCCUGGUCAGGUGAAUGAUUGAAAUCCGAAAUCAUUCUAAUCCUUAUUAAUAUCUGUGUCUAUACUGGUUCUGCGUUCAGUUCGUUGUAACCAGUUGAAGGAGCAAGGAAACUGCCAUAUUUUCAUAAACGAAAGCAACGCACAAGACGAACUCGGAUCAAGGACGAUCGAAAACUAGCCAGAAUAUCGAACUUCCAAACAUAACUAGAUAGAUAUAUAAGCUAUUCGAAAGAUAAAAAGAUCAUAGCUCUCCAGUCACUUAUAAAAGCCAAAAAUUAAAUAACAAUUACAAUAUUUGUGUCUGUUUAUUUCGGUAUUGUAGAGCGAGAUGAUCUUUUCGUCUUUUCAUUUUAGGGGAUACAUUAAUAAUGGGCGGAUCCACUAAUUGAUCGCAAUAUACCAUACUUUGCCAAAUCGGAAUUUGACAAAAAUGGAAAAACACGGUUGAUUACGACCGUUCCAUGGACUAAUUAACCCGUAUCUUUGAUCGGAACCAAUUACAAGCGCGAUUUUUUUUCAUUUUUCAAUGAUAAUUCACACUCUUUUUUCCGGGUUCCAUUUGCGUGUGGUUAUUGUAUAACGGGAAGCUCGUGUGUAAUACGCUUCACAACCUGAGUGAUUUAUCAACCGGACACGUGUGCGAAUAAAUUCGAAUAAUCUCUAAUAUUGCUACACGCGAUUGACCUCAAUCGUGUUCGCUGCAAGUCUGACAAUUAUGGACGAUCGUAUAUACAAAGUUAUCAGUUGACAACCAUAAAGAGAAUACAUAUAAAUUAAAUGGGAGUCACGAAAACAGUCGGUGAAACGAUAACAGCGAUGUUUCGAGAGAAGGGCGACUUUUUUCGUUUAACGUUAGCGUCCGUGCGGUUGAAAAUCUUAUUUGUUUUCGUUUUUUAUUAAGUAUUCUCAUCACAUGGGUACGUUCGAUAAAGUUUCAAAUGAAACACCGCUGAAAAUUCGCAUUUUUACGUUUAUAUCACGUUUUGCUUGUUCUGCGAAUUGAUAAAAUAUUGCGAGGAAAUAGUAUCACGCAUUAUACAAGAAAUAAUACCAGAUUUUGUGCGAUUAACACGCAGCAGGAUUUUUUUAAUUAUAUUAUGUUAACGUUAAAUAUAUACAAGUAGAGAGAGAGAGAGAGAGAAAGAGAGCACACGAUUAAGAUUAUUGCGCGAAUGCGAUUCAGUGUAAAAUCCAUUAAACGAUGAAACGAAAGGAAUACAUGACCCACGUGUGAAGAUAUUUUUAUUUUUUCCUUCGUGGAAUGCCGAUUUUGUUAUGAGAAAGUACGGUCAACAUUUUAGAACGUUGAAUGUCUUUUUUUCAAUAAUUACAUGAGUUUAAACGAAACACGUGAAAAAUAUUCCGAACGAAAAUUAGUUGAAGUAUUGUAAGCGAUUGUAGAAGAAAACAUAUCGUGGAAUUCAAUUUUAUUUAUAACAAAUGUGUGAUCUCCGCAAUGUUCUUUUUAAUCGAUCGAUUAUUGUUCGGAAUAAAAGCAGUGAAUUUCUGAAUGUGUGGAAACGUGUUAGAGAAAUUUAUUAUACGAUUAAGAUAAAACGUCAAUUAUUAUUAUUAUUUGUAUUAUUAUCAUUACUACUAGUACUACUACUAUUAUUAUUAUUAUUAUUAUUAUUAUUAUCAUCGUCAUCAUCAUUAUUAUCAUUGCGAUCGUAAUUAUGUUCUCGAUGAUAGUGUGAAACGCGUUACCAUGGAUUCGUUCUCCUUAAAAUUUUCAGAGUUGCACCGCCGUAUUUAUUUUUUAUACUUUUAUACAUGCUGUUUAUACAUAAUUCCAAUACUUCUAUGUUAUCAAUAAAAAUUUCUUUUCUCGAA